Molecule: messenger RNA, 2609 nt
Organism: Salarias fasciatus (jewelled blenny)
Lineage: Eukaryota; Metazoa; Chordata; Actinopteri; Blenniiformes; Blenniidae
Gene: dhodh
Product: dihydroorotate dehydrogenase
Exons: 9
Coding region: 87-1304 (405 amino acids)
Biological process (GO): 'de novo' pyrimidine nucleobase biosynthetic process; pyrimidine ribonucleotide biosynthetic process
Cellular component (GO): cytoplasm; mitochondrial inner membrane
Molecular function (GO): dihydroorotate dehydrogenase activity
Source: RefSeq, a predicted model, not a curated record
AGAGAGGAAGCCGGGAACACGCGCGUUUGUGUAACAUGUGAGGAAACGCUCAGAACGUCCUUUAAUGCAAUGACAAAACUGUGUCCAUGGCGGCACGAUUGAAGAAACAGCUGAAAGAAGCCGUGAAGGUAAUCAGCUCGGGAAGCCUUCUCUUUGCUUCCUACCUCACUGUGAUUGGAGAUGAGCGUUUCUAUGCCAACCAGCUGAUGCCCAUGCUGCAGAGGAUUGUGGGUGCCGAGACAGCACACGUGUUAGCGGUGAAGAUGAUCGGCCUGGGUCUGGUUCCUCUGAACCGCUACCAGGACCCUGCUGAGUUGGAAGUAAACGUCCUUGGACUAAAGUUCAGAAAUCCUGUUGGCAUAGCAGCGGGCUUUGACAAACACGGGGAAGCUGUUGACGGCCUGUACAAGCUGGGCUUUGGCUUCGUUGAGGUGGGGACGAUCACGCCCAAACCUCAGGAGGGGAACCCCAAACCACGCGUGUUUCGGCUCACAGCUGAUCACGCUAUAAUUAACAGGUAUGGAUUCAACAGCUGUGGUUUGGCGGAAGCACAAAUGAGACUGAAAGCAAGGGAAGAAAUACAGCAGGACAAAAGUAAAGCUGGCCUUCCCCUGGGCAUCAACCUGGGGAAGAACAAGCUGUCCCGGGACGCAGGGGCGGAUUACCUGGAGGGGGUGAGAGUGCUGGGCCCGCUGGCCGACUACCUGGUGGUCAACGUCAGCAGUCCCAACACGCCGGGUCUCCGGGACCUGCAGGGCAAGGCGGAGCUCCGCCAGCUUUUACACUCGGUGCUGAAGGAGCGCGAUUCCCUGCAGGAGGAGCGUAAACCUCCGGUCCUCGUGAAGAUCGCCCCGGAUCUCACUGCCCAGGACAAACAGGACAUCGCUGACGUGGUCACAGAGCUGGGAGUUGACGGCUUAAUGGUGUCCAACACCACCGUGUCCAGACCAGAAACCCUUCAGGACCCGCAUCGUUCUGAGGCUGGCGGGUUAAGUGGGCAGCCCCUCAAAGACCUCUCCACCAGCACCGUCAGCGAAAUGUACAACCUCACCAAAGGUAAAGUACCAAUUAUUGGAAUAGGAGGUGUGGCGAAUGGGCAGGACGCCAUGGACAAGAUCCGAGCCGGCGCUUCUCUGGUCCAGCUCUACACCGCCUUCGCCUAUCAGGGUCCGCCGGUGGUCACCAAAAUAAAGCGAGAAUUGGAGCAACUUCUCAAAGAUCAAGGCUUCAGCAGCGUGUCGGAGGCCGUGGGCGCUGACCACCGGGCAACAGACGGUCUCGCUCAGAAACAGAGCUCGAUGUAAAACACGACGGUCGAUAACGCCGGACCCUCGGAGGACGCAGCGGCACCCGGAGAUGUCAUCUCCUCUGACGUGGCAACAUGACAGUCAGUUUAUCCCGAAUUGUGAUGAAAGCAUGAGUCCAUCCAUACGUCUUUAUUUUCAGGGCUUUUACUUUUAUGUGUAUGACGAUGCAUCGUCACUGAAGAAGCUGAGGUCUCUGACUCGAUUUCAGACGGGAAUAUUUUGUUACAGUGUAACAGCAGUUAGUCUUUCUGAUGCAUUUUAACAACAAUGUACUUGAACUUUUUAAUGCAGCUGCCACCUGAAGUCAUUUUUAAAGAUCAGUACAAACAUUUUUCUUUGUGCGUGUUAAGGAAAUAAUCUUUGAUGCCGAAUGGUAAAUAAAUGGAAAAAACUUUAUGUUAUACUCCUCUGUGGAAUUUAUUAAGGCUUAAACAUGCAUCAAAAUGAUUUGCCGUCUCUAAAAACAGGAUCUGUGCUUGGGUGAGCGGCAAGAAAUUUCAGAUUAAAAGCAUAUUAAAGAUGGAACUGUUCAGAAAUCCAGUCACACUUGUUAACUGCUCAUGUGUUGAGUAUCCAGUUCAUGUGGCUUCCACACUGCGACUAAGCCUGUUUGUGAGCGAUCAUGAAGAACGCCGAGUUCCAGAAGAGCCCUGAGCAACAUUUGCAUGCAUGUGUUUUAAAGAUCGGAAAUGUCAUGGCUGAUUAUUUUUUUGAUUCAAAAUACAUCAUGACAUCGAUGGACAAAAGGAAGCUGCACGCAAAUUCUUCGAGGGAUCCUGCAUGCAAAUGUUUCUGGGCAAGGAGUACGGCUGAAAUGUUGACCGGGACAGCAGCCUUAAAGCUGAAAAGAAGCCGAUCAGCUGCGACCUGACUGAUGGGCCCUGAUUUGUUUUAACUAUGAGAAUAUUUAAUCCUGCAGAUGACGCUUUAAUACUUUAUUUGAGAUAUUCAAAGUAUUGUUAUUGAACUUAAAACACACAGUUGCUUUUCUUUUUUGAAGUUGGCGUUGUCCAUGAGUGAAAGCACUUUUAGCGGCCACCGUCCUGAUCCUCACUGUGACAGAGAUCCCAGCUCAGAGUCAAGUUCAGGAACUGACAGACAGCAAUAAACCUCAAAAUCAUGUUGUUUUUUUUUCUUUACUGUGGAAGGAAACAGGUGCUCGCCUGCAUCGGAACACUCCACACAGAAAUACCCCCGACUGGACUUGAACCACACCCGUCUUGGUGUGAGGCUACCGUGCCAAACGAUACAACGUAAUAAUUCAUUUGUAAUGAAAUGUGUGUUGGCAUUUUGCACAUUAUC